Coprinopsis cinerea okayama7#130 is the source of this 645-nucleotide messenger RNA. RefSeq lists its product as hypothetical. The transcript is spliced from 3 exons. Bases 1 to 645 code for a protein of 214 amino acids. The record is from RefSeq and is a predicted model, not a curated record. Lineage: Eukaryota; Fungi; Basidiomycota; Agaricomycetes; Agaricales; Psathyrellaceae.
AUGAAGGCCGUCCUAGCCACUCUCUUUGCUUUCAGUCUUUUCUCUGCGUUCAGCGUCACGCUCGCCGAGCCCAUCAACCCGGAGAAACGAACUUGGAUAACUUGCCCGAAGCAUUGCAAGUUCCCUCCUCAUUCGACUCCUCUCUGUACAUGGUUGAACCCUUGUGGCUUCAUCUGUAAAGAUGGAUACAUUGGUCACCCUCUCCUUAACCCCAAGUCCUGCGUUUGCAAGUGGCCUUUCACCGAAUGCAACGGUAAAUGUGGCCUUCACAAGGCCUGCCCCAGCAAGGGAUAUCACAAGCGUGAGCUUACCGCAGAGAACGCCAAGUGCCCUACUGGCUUCACUGCGUGCGGUAUCCUUGGAAGACAUGCGGGUUCUUGGGAAUGUGUCGACACCCAGCGCGAUUUGGAGAGCUGCGGUGGUUGCAUGGUUUCUCUCAACAAUGAUCUCAAUAACCGAGACGGUCAGGAUUGUACCGCUAUCCAAGGUGUAGACGAUGUUGCUUGCGUCCAAGGCCAAUGCAAGGUCAACAAAUGCAUGGACGGGUAUACCGUCAGCGAGUCAGGCACAUCCUGCACUCCCGUCGAAAGGAAGAACUUCCUGGAAGUCGCUGAAGAAGUCCUUCGCGCUCAGUUCGCGGGCUGA